AUGAUUGAAGGCAGGAACGUUGUGUUACGUGAUCAUUUCGUCUGUGUGUUGUUUUUGAGAGGAGAAUUGCUUCCAUUAAGCAUAGCACACGUUUUCAUAAUAUUGAGUUUAUGUUUUGAUUCACUUGACCCCAUUUCUUCUGAGUAUUCUGCGGGUAACACUGCGAGUUUCACAAAAGAAAUUGUGUUAGGACAAACAGAGAGGGUAAUUAACAUUAUAUUAGCAUUUAGUCAUUUCGUUGAGUGCCUCAAUUUUUAG
Phytomonas sp. EM1 is the source of this 258-nucleotide messenger RNA. Lineage: Eukaryota; Euglenozoa; Kinetoplastea; Trypanosomatida; Trypanosomatidae. The record is from the annotation of a GenBank genome assembly.